Molecule: messenger RNA, 2193 nt
Organism: Cuscuta campestris
Lineage: Eukaryota; Viridiplantae; Streptophyta; Magnoliopsida; Solanales; Convolvulaceae
Source: the annotation of a GenBank genome assembly
GUUUUGAUUCAUCGAUCCUCUAGGUGUGGUUUCCGAUUUAUUCUUCUCAUCUUGAACCUUUGAAUGCUAUGAAUUCGUCGAUUGCGUUUUGCUGCGUUUUUGAGAUGAUUGCUUAGGCAAAAGAAGAUUUCAUGGGGUUUCUGGAUUGAUGGUGUGAGAAAAAGUGAACAUCUUUAGUUCAAUUUCUAGAACAAUUUAUAUGCCGAGCUGAUAUAGCCUCUUCGUUAUUUGGAUAUCGAAAAUUUGGGUAAUCCUAUUGGGAUUUAUGAACCCUAAAAGAGCUUCAUGUCUGAUAUAGCUGGAGUUUUGCAGUAGGCUUGAUAGUUCCACUGUUUCUUCGUUUAGAUUUGGUGGUAGGAUUGGCAAGGAAACUGCAUUAUCGAAGAAAAAACUCAGUAGAAGAUAGAUAGAUUCUGUUUUUUUUUUUUGGAUAAAUCGGGGCGCAAUGCAAACGCCUCAAUCCGUGCCUGUAAGUCAGAGCCAGCCAGCUCAACCCAAUCUUCUUCGAGGGCCUCCUCACUUCCCGGGUCACUUUCAGGUGUCCAAUUCCCAAACGGUAGCAUCUGCUCAGGGGGGACCUUCUCAGUCCCACUUGCCACCUCAUCCCCAGCCACAAAGCACUAGAGCUGCCAACACAAAUGUGGGUGUCUCUUCGCCGGCUGCCAAAAGGGUGCCACCGAGGCCGCAUUCCCGCCCAGCCGGUCAGGGCCAAGUUAGUGGUCCGAUGUUGAAGACCAUGGAACUAGCACCUGCUGCACGCAAAAGGAAGCGGAAACUCCCGGACAAACACUUGCCUGAAAAGGUGGCCUCUCUCCUGCCAGAAUCUGCACUUUACACCCAGUUGCUUGAAUUCGAAUCUCGUCUGGAUGCCUCCCUCGUGCGAAUGAAGACGAACAUCAUGGAGUCUCUCAAGAACCCUCAGCGUGUUCAGAAGACACUUAGGGUAUAUGUGUUCAACACCUUCUCUAACCAGACAUGGUCACUUAGGAUUUUUGGGAGAAUUCUGGACAACCAAACCCCUUCAGAUCCCAAAUUUUCUUCUUUUUUCAAGAAAAUUACUGUGUAUCUUGAUCAGACUCUGUAUUCAGAUAAUCAUGUGAUUUUGUGGGAGAGUUCCAGAUCUCCAAAGCUACAUGAUGGAUUUGAGGUGAGGAGGAAAGGGGACAAAGAAUUCACUGCACUCAUCAGACUGGAAAUGAACCAUUUACCGGAGAAGUAUAAACUCUCACCAGCUUUACAAGACGUUCUUGGAAUUGAAGUGGAGACGCGUGCAAGAAUAUUGAAUGCCCUUUGGCAAUAUGUGAAGGCCAAGAAUCUACAGAUUCCAGACGAGACAUCUUCUUUUAUGUGUGAUCCGCCUCUAAGGAAGAUCUUUGGGGAAGAGAAGAUGAAAUUCUGUGCGGUAAGUCAAAAGAUUGACCAGCAUUUGACCAUUCCGCAGCCUAUACAUUUGGAGCACAAGGUGAGGCUCUCUGGGGAUAGCCCUAGUGGGAAUGCUUGUUAUGACAUACUGGUCGAUGUCCCCUUUAUGCCACAAAAAGAAAUGUUAAGUUACUUGGAAAGUGUGGGGAAGAACAAGGAGAUUGAUGCGUGUGACGAGGCUAUUUCAUCUGCCAUAAAGAAAAUACACGAACAUUAUCAAAGGCGGUCUUUUUUUGUAGGAUUCAGCCAGUCACCGGCCGAGUUCAUCAAUGCCCUUAUUGCCUCUCAAGCCAGGGAUUUAAAGAUUGUUUCUGGGGAUUCAGUCCGUGAUGAAGAACACGAGAGGCGUUCAGGAUUCUACCAUCAAGCUUGGGUUGAAGAUGCAGUCAUACGCUACCUGAAUCGCAAGGCUCCUGCUGGACUGUGAAAUUGCCGUUGGCUGGGAAGUGACGAUUACCAUUAUCUAGUUUUUUUUGACCUUUUUUCAUAUCAGAAUAACACUAGAUAAACCACCUUUCCUUCCACAUUGAUCAAUCUGGGGCUAGAAAGGAUGCUUUUUCGCGCGGUCCAAGUUUUGGUUCUUUGAUAGACGCCGUUGAUCGCUUGAAGGCUUGAAGCGCAUAUGUUACUCGUUAAAGCUUACUAAUAUUGACUAAUGUUGUACUCAAUAAUAUUAUUUUUUGCUACUUAUAUUGACAUAGUAUUUUUUUAAUAUUAUUGUGCCCUGAUCUAUUUUUGCAUUUACUUAUUUGAUAAAUACUGAGUAUUAUC